Cyclopterus lumpus (lumpfish) is the source of this 2289-nucleotide messenger RNA. It is a transcript of the gene hinfp, whose product is annotated as histone H4 transcription factor. NCBI's taxonomy places the organism in Eukaryota, Metazoa, Chordata, Actinopteri, Perciformes, Cyclopteridae. The coding region runs from base 354 to 1781 and encodes 475 amino acids. Gene Ontology annotation, molecular function: DNA-binding transcription factor activity, RNA polymerase II-specific; RNA polymerase II cis-regulatory region sequence-specific DNA binding. Gene Ontology annotation, biological process: anatomical structure development; regulation of transcription by RNA polymerase II. The record is from RefSeq and is a predicted model, not a curated record. The transcript is spliced from 9 exons.
ACUUGUUUCUGGGGAGACAUCUGCACAGCACACAGUCCGUGUUUCUUGCGGUUGGCCAAAACAACUCAUGUUUACAUCAUGUCCGUGCUUUUGUACAGCAUAUUAUUGUGUUGAAGCUCCUAUUGAAGUAAGAAUAUAACGCGCUAUUUGCUUGUUGUUGGUCAAAGUGUCACAGGAGGGCGUUUCUGAAGCUGUAACGAGAGAACUGGUCACUGUCAGAAGUCAGUGACAAUUACCAACCAGCACCCGGUGUUAGCUAAUUAGCACGGGGUUAUGGUCGAGCCUGGCCGACGUUCAUAGCUUCAGUCUGGGGGCGAAACGAACUGCAUUUAGGCCGUUUACGAUUUAAAGAAAUGCCUCCGAACAAACGGAUCCAUAAGAAAACACUGAAAUUGGUUUGCGAAUGGAGUUCGUGCCAGGACUCGUUCAGUCGGAUGGAUAAUUUCUGCAACCAUGCGGAGGGUCACUUUAAGGCUCUAAACAUGGCGGAGGAGGACGUAGAAGAAACAGAAGGGGAGAGAAACUGUCUUUGGAGAGACUGUGGUUUCUGCUCUGUGGAGGGACCUGAAGAGUUGCGCAGACACCUGUUCUUUCACUGUUACCAUAAUAAGCUGAAGCAGUUGGGUCAGCAGGUGCUGAAUGCCCAGCCUGAAAUUGGUACCUGUUCCAUCUGCUACCAGAACUGCAACCUCAUCCCUGAUAUCCCAGACAAUUUCAUCUGCCUUUGGGAGGACUGUGAGCAACCACCGUAUGAAAAUCCAGAGUAUUUCUAUCGCCAUGUAGAGAUGCAUAGCCUGUGCGUUGACGUACCAGCGGGAGACUAUGAAUUCCCAAUACGCUGUGGAUGGAAAGAUUGUGAAGCCACCGCUAAAGGACGUCCUAAACUUCGGGAGCACCUGCGCAGCCACACCCAAGAGAAGGUGGUGGCAUGUCCAGGCUGUGGAGGGAUGUACGCUAACAACACCAAGUUCUUUGACCACAUAAUAAGACAGAGCGCCAUGGAAGGUCAGAGGUUCCAGUGUUCCCACUGCUCCAAACGUUUUGCAACAGAGAGGCUACUGAGAGACCACAUGAGAACCCACGUGAGCCACUACAAAUGCCCGCUGUGUGACAUGACUUGUCCAUCGCCCUCUUCACUUCGCAACCAUAUUAAGUUCCGCCACAGUAACGAGAAGCCGUACAGCUGUGAAUACUGCGAAUACAGCUGUAAGAAUCUGAUAGACUUGCGCAAACACCUGGAUACCCACAGCAGCGAGCCGGCCUUUCACUGUGACGUCCCCGGCUGUGGCUUCACCUCUCGUACCCUUGGCACCAUGAACAUUCACCACAAAAGAGAACACAAGGGUACUUUUGUAGCUCGCUACAAAUGCCAUGUGUGCGAUCAGUGCUUCACCCGGGGCAACAACCUAACUGUCCACCUGCACAAAAAGCACCAAUUCAAAUGGCCCUCUGGACACCCCAGGUUCAGGUACAAGGAGCACGAGGACGGCUUCUUGCGGCUGCAGCUGAUUCGCUAUGAGAGUGUGGAACUGACAGAGCAGCUGAUGAGGGAAAGGCAAAGUAGUCAAGCGGAGGAUGAUGAUGAUGAUGAUGACGACAGUGGCGAGACUGAGGAAGAAUGCUCGGGGGCAACUUCCUCAGAGUUGCAGGUAGAACUGAGAGGGGUGCUGCUGGAGGAGCAGAGGACUGAGGAGCCCACAGCCAGCGUGGAGGAGGGCAGUCAGGAAGAGGGCAUGUUGUACGUUCUCACUGGAGUUUUGUCACAAGCGGGGGAGGACUAGGAUACUGCUCAGCGGCAGGAUUGACUGCUAGUCCUGCAUACACGUCCCAUACAUGACUGGGCAUUCUGUUAUCAGCUGUGCAGUUUCACAGAUCAUGGCACAUGAUGAGCCUUCAAUGGGGACCUGAGACACUUAAUAAUAAAUUAAAACGUCUGAAUGAAGGGAUGCAUACUCCAUGAUGACCCAUUUUGAAUAUUAGCCUAUGUUAGGUAAACCUGUUUUUUUAUGUGUUUUCUGUUUACUGAUGUUGAGCCUGUGCAUAGUCUGUUUUCUGGUAUUUAUUAUGAUUUUCAAGUUAUUCAUUGUAUCUUAACACAUUUAAACAGUGUGAUACUAAUGGUGCACUGCCUAGUGCGUUGCCAUUCUCUUUUACAUGGGAAUGCUGUCCCAGAUAUUCAGAAAUAGUUCAUCCUCUCCUUUUUGAAGAGGGCAUACUUCAUGAGCUCUGUAAUUUGUUUAUGCUUCAUCUACAACUUAAAUAAAGUUAACAACAUGUUUGCAAAAUUCA